Messenger RNA from Chenopodium quinoa (quinoa), 9575 nucleotides. Its product is annotated as ABC transporter C family member 10-like. The transcript has 15 exons. Gene Ontology annotation, molecular function: ATP binding; ABC-type transporter activity; ATP hydrolysis activity. The record is from RefSeq and is a predicted model, not a curated record. NCBI's taxonomy places the organism in Eukaryota, Viridiplantae, Streptophyta, Magnoliopsida, Caryophyllales, Amaranthaceae. The coding region runs from base 3234 to 7691 and encodes 1485 amino acids. Gene Ontology annotation, biological process: transmembrane transport. Gene Ontology annotation, cellular component: plant-type vacuole; vacuolar membrane.
UGUUUUUUUUUAUUAUUAUUAUAUUGAAGUAUAAUUUUAAGGCUAUUUGAACAGAAAUUAGUUAGGUUAUUUAACGUUUUAGUUACUGUAGUAAAUUAGGAGUAAAUUAUGAGUGUACCAGUGAUAAUCAUUUUUUAAUGAGGUGUAUCAAAAAUAAAAGCCAAAAGCUAAAGUGUAUCAAUGAUAAUAUCCCAAAAAAAAAAAAUCAUAUAGAGCUUUUUAUAUUGCACACGUGUCUCCUAACUUGUACUUCGUAUAUCAUAAGUUUUUAAACCUUUUUAGAAGAACAAGAAAAAAAAAAAAAAAAAAAAAAAAAAAAAAAACAUGAUCUCAAUUCCAGUUUCGGCUCUAAAACGCGCGAAAAUGGUGAAAUUUUUUUGCCUCCAACACUUUCCUAUACUACGAAUCAGAUACUUUGUGUUGAUCUGCUUGCUUUCUACACGGUUACAUACUUACUUGAGUUAGUUCCUCUGUGCUCAGGUGAUGGGUUAAUUAAUCUGAUAUUUGUUUUGUAAUUUCUCUGCUAAUUUGUUGGUUUUCUCUGCACUCAUACUGCUUAAGUCUUCGUUAUUGUUCUUCGUACUCCAGUUAUAAGUCACCAUUGACCCUUUACUUGUUUAUAAUUGGUUAAUUUUGAUGUUUGAUUGAUUUUGAUCGACCACCUAACUAAGUUACGGUGUUUUUCUUUUCAAUUUAGCUUUUCUUGGCAAUUAGCCAUUGAUGAAGAUGAUCAAUAGCUGAUAAAUUUAUUUUGUUCUAGAUUUAAUUAUGAAUUACCAUCGUCGUAAAUAAAUUAUAUGUGUCGAUUUUGAUCUAUUGAUUGUGUUAUCGAUGGAUGGCAGAUUUUCAUCGGAUGGUGUAUAUUACAGACCAACUUGUUUUGAUGUUUGCAUGAAAACAAAUAAUUUUGGUGAUUCAAAUAUAAAUUAGAAGCAAUGAAAUACACUGAAAUGAAGGAAAUCUCUAGUAAAUAUUACAGCCAUCUGUUUUAGUUGGCUGAGUAUAUUGUUGUAAGUAGUGAUUUGUUUGUAAGGCUUAGUUGUGUGUUGGUUAUUAAAUCAAGGCAGUAGCUAUUCUAUGUAAUCAUCAUAAAUGCAUUACGAAGCAAUUAUUACUCUAUGUAAUCUUUUUUACCGUCUUUCAGUCCAGCCAAUUUCCUCAUGGUAGGAACUUGGGGUCACCCCGCCAGUUAUCUAGUAUGCUUGGUUCAAGAUGGAAAGGAAAUGCAUUAUCAUACCCUUUAGGGACUUCGGUUGUGAGAUUAAAAGAAACCCCAUCCUUUCUCUUUUACUCUCAAUGUCUUCUUUACCUAUAGGAAACAAGCUUCAAAAACCUAUCACCCUACUCAUCGAUCUAUCUAUGGAUGAAGGUAUAAAAGUGUUUAAAAUUUGCCCAUGAAUUUUUACAGUUUAACUAAAUUAAGGCCUGUUCUGAUUGAUUGAACUGAACUGAAUAUUUUAUGAGAUGAGAGAAGGAAAUUAAGAUAUGAAUUGUACUUAUUAGAGCUAAACUAAAAUGAACUAAAAAUAAGUUAAAGAGAACAGGCCUAAGUUAAACUAAACUUAUUGGAGCUAAAGUGAACUGAAAAUAAGCUGAAGAGAACAGGCCCUAAGUACAUAGUAACUUUUUUUUUUUUUUAAAUAGUAAGAUGUUACUAAUUUAACAAAUAAAUUUUACUAUUUUACAAUUGAGCAAAUGCAAAUGCCAAAAAAAAAAAAAAAAAAAAAAAAGAGAGAGAGAUAAGAGUGGGGAAUGGGUGUGACAUAAUGGUCUGGACUAAUGUGUGUCUGCCAGGGAACUCUUCUGUCAAUGUUCCUUCUCCCGUGCCGCAAAGUGACUUGAACCUUUGGGUUAGUGACUUGAUUGAUUAUGAGACGAUGUUGUGGUGUAGGGAUGUAUCAUGUUUUACAGGAUAACAUCAAUGCUGCUGAUCAGGCCCAAAUUCUAUCCUUGCACCUGCCUGUUAGGUGCUCCAGUGACAGAAUGUUUUGUUGGCCGGCAAAAUCUGGUGAGUAUAACGUUAGAUCAGCUUACUGGCUUAGCAAACAAGGGUCGAAUGGUGUCUGUAACCAGCAGGCUGGUACGAUCUAGAAUCUCAUUUGACGAGCAAUUUUAUGGACAUUGGCUCCUCCACUGACUGCUCGCCUUGGUUGUUCCAAUGUUAUGCUAGAAAGUGAUUUUUUGUUGGUUGUGAAUGGGGUCUUUACUCUUUAGGAAGGCACAUAGGCAUGAUAAAGGCUUGCUGAUUGAAGAUAUUUCUUUUUUGUCUCAAUAUUGUAAUGCUUUUCUUAUAUCUCAUGUUAAAAGAGAGGGAAAUACUCUAGCUAAUUUUGUAUCGAGGUGGGAUACUAGAGGUUGUACCGAAUUCGUUUGCUUAGGUCCUAUCCCUCAAGGUGUUUUAGCCUUGGCGGAAAUUGACCUCCUGUAAUAUAUCUCCCUGCCAGAUUUCUUAAAAAAAUUAAAUAAAAAUAAAUAAAUUCAUAUAAUGGGAGGUGUGUCCAUCUAUAUCAUUGGUUAUUAUAUGAUCUCUCUAAUAGAAAUAUCAAGAUUCUCAACCUCUCUUACUCUAUCAAGUUGCUUAAUUUUAUUUUUCCAAAUAAUAUUCUACAGACUACAGUAUCAAGUUGUUGAAUAUAUACUUCAUAAUUUCAUUGAAUAUAUCCAAAAUCUAAUUGCCAUUUAGUGAGUAGAGAAUCUAUGCUUUAUCUAAAUGCCCCAAAAAAGUGGGUGCACCAUGAUGCAUUAUUAAAUGUUUGUGAUAUUAUUCGUGCUAAUUAUUCUGAAAUUCCUUGCCAAAUUACAUGGCCACAAAUUAUAUUCUACUAGAUCACAUUUUUUUCAGCUAAGCAUUUUAUCAAACAGUUGUAUGCAAGAAUUAUUGGGGUACUAUAUCAGUAAUAAUAGCAAAUCUUUUGUUGACUCUAUACUCCCAUGAAUUUCUUACUGUUAUGGCAGCAAAAUCAUUUAGCUAAGAGUAUUUUGAUGCAUUAAUUUCCAUUAUGAAUGUAAUCAAGAACAUUUAAUUAUAUUUUUUUUUUAUGUAGCAUAUGGCAUCAAAAUCUGGGUUUUUUUUACUCUAAUGUCAUCAAGAAUUCAAUUUGCCAUUUUUCAGAUGGGUUCCCUUCAUUAUGUUUUGGUGAGAAAAGACAACUUUUGGUGCUGGUAAAAAUGAUGUGAUUUGGCCUUCAUUGACUUGCUAGAUUCUAUAGAGAAAUAAAAGUUGUAUAAUACUGAUGGAGCGUCUCUGGAAUUUAUAUUGUGGACAGUCUGAUUGUUUGAUUAUCGAUACAGAACUUUGCACUCGAGUGCAAUUUGAGUUUGUGACCCAUCCUUCCUCAUGUGUCAAUCAUGCCUUUAUCAUUUUCUUUGAUAUACUGCUUCUUUCAGGGCUCUUAGUUAACAUGAUUUGUAAAAUUAAUUCCAAGAGAGUCGGGAUAUGGACUCGUUAUAGAAGCUUUUCAACCUUGCAGAUAGCAUCAGUUAUUCUUAAUGGCUGUUUGGGACUACUUUACAUAGGCUUAGGAACUUGGAUUUUGGUGAUGAAGUUGAGAAAUGAUCAUUCUGCUUCACCAAUUCAUUGGUGGGUCUUAUAUUUUUUCCAAGGGUUUACUUGGGCAUUGGUGGGACUAACAACUAGCCUUAAAGUAGAGUACUUCUCAAGAGCCCCAUUGCGAAUCUUCUCCAUUUUUGCAUUUCUCUCUGCUGGGAUGUUCUGCUUCUUAUCUCUUUUUGCUGCCAUAGUUAACAAUCAAACAACAGUCAAAGUGACCUUGGAUAUACUGUCUUUCCUAGGUGCAACUUUACUGUUAUUAUGUACUUACAAGGGGUUCAUAAAUGAAGAAGAUGGAGAGGACAAUGAAAGUACCCUUUACACUUUACUGAAUGGUAAGGCUAAUGGUAGCUGUAAAUUUGAUUCAGCAGUCCAAGUCUCUCCAUUUGCUGAAGCUGGGUUAUUUAGUAGGUUGACAUUUUGGUGGUUGAAUCCUUUGAUGAAAUUGGGUAAGUUGAAGACAAUUAAGGAUGAGGAUAUCCCCAAACUAAGGGAUGUAGAUAGAGCUGAGUUUUGUUACUUGCAGUUCGAGAACCAAUUAAAUAAACAGAAACAAGAUGAACCUUUUUUACAAUCCUCAAUGUUGUGGACUAUUGUCGCGUGCCAUUGGAAUGAUAUACUGCUUUCUGGGUUCUGUGCUGCUUUGAAGAUACUUACCCUGUCAACUGGUCCUCUUUUGCUGAAUGCUUUCAUUGAGGUUGCAGAGGGCAAAGAGGCUUUCAAAUACAAAGGCUAUCUUUUGGCGCUUGCACUCUUCUUGUCAAAGACCUUAGAAUCUCUGUCACAGAGACAGUGGUACUUCCGAUGCAGAUUGAUUGGCCUGAAAGUGAGGUCUUUGCUUACUGCCACGAUUUACAAGAAGCAGCUACGAUUAUCAAAUGCUGUGAGGAUGAUGCACUCUGCUGGUGAGAUAAUGAAUCAUAUUACUGUUGAUUCCUAUAGGAUUGGCGAGUUUCCUUUCUGGGCUCACCAGAUUUGGACUACAAGCCUUCAGCUUCGCAUUGCAUUAUUUAUUCUAGUACAUUCGGUGGGACUUGCAACACUUGCAGCACUAGCCAUAAUAAUUUUAACAGUUCUUUGUAAUCACCCCCUUGCAAAGUUACAACAUAAAUUGCAAAGUAAUCUCAUGGUUUACGCACAGGAUGCUAGACUGAAGGCUUACUCCGAAGCUCUUGUGAACAUGAAGGUGCUUAAACUGUAUGCAUGGGAGACGCACUUCAAAAAUGUAAUUGAGGGCUUGAGGAAAGUGGAAGUUAAAUGGUUAUCAGGUGUACAAAUGCGUAGGUCAUACAAUGGUUUUCUAUUUUGGUCAUCUCCCAUUUUGGUCUCUGCUGUUACAUUUGGGGCUUGUUAUUUUCUCGAAAUUCCUUUGCAUGCUAGCAAUGUUUUCACUUUUGUAGAAACAUUGCGUCUCGUUCAAGAACCUAUUAGAUCUAUCCCUGAUGUGAUCAGUGCGGUGAUUCAAGCAAAGGUUGCAUUUACACGUAUCGUGGAGUUUCUUCUGGAGCCAGAGCUUCUGACUCAGAAUGUCAAAAGGAAGAGCAGAAUGGAGAACUUAGAUCAUGCCAUUAAGAUGAGGUCCGCAAAUCUUUACUGGGAAACAAAUUCAUCAAAAUCAACAUUAAGGAAUAUAAACAUAGUUGUUCGACCUGGUGAAAAGGUUGCAAUAUGUGGAGAAGUUGGCUCAGGCAAAUCAACUUUACUAGCAGCAAUUCUUGGAGAAGUACCAUAUAUAGAGGGAACUGCUGCAGUUUAUGGAAAGAUUGCUUAUGUUUCCCAGAGAGCUUGGAUCCAAACAGGGACCAUACGUGAAAAUAUUCUUUUUGGGUCAUCCAUGAAUGAGCUAAGGUACCAAGAAACACUUUGGAGGUGUUCCUUGAUUAAGGAUCUUGACCUUCUUCCUUUCGGUGAUAUGACAGAAAUAGGAGAAAGAGGAGUUAAUCUAAGUGGUGGUCAGAAGCAACGAAUACAACUUGCUCGUGCAUUAUACCAAGAUGCUGACAUAUAUCUUUUAGAUGAUCCAUUCAGUGCUGUUGAUGCACAUACUGCAACUAGCCUCUUUAGUGAAUAUAUUAUGGAAUCUCUUUCUGGAAAGACUGUCUUACUUGUGACACAUCAAAUUGAUUUUCUUCCGGCAUUUCAUUGUUGUUUGCUCAUGUCAGAUGGGGAAAUUCUUCAGUCAGGGUCUUACCAUGAGUUGUUAGCUUCAAGUCCAGAAUUUUUGGACCUUGUAAAUGCACACAAAGAGACUGCUGGAACUGAAAAAAUACCUGACGGUGGAGCAUCUGGAAGACACAAUAGUUCUGCAAAGGAGAUCAAGAGAACUAUUGUAGAGAAGCAAUAUGAAGUGUCAGAAGAUGAUCAGUUGAUUAAACGAGAAGAAAGAGAAGUGGGUGACACUGGUCUUAAGCCAUACUUACUCUACCUAAAUCAGAACAAAGGCUACAUGUACCUCUCGAUAGGUAUUAUUUGCCACCUUAUCUUUGUUACAGGCCAGAUACUUCAGAACACUUGGAUGGCCUCUAGUGUUGAUAAUCCUCAUGUCAGCACAUAUAAGUUGAUUGUGGUUUACCUUGUCAUCGGAGCUUCCUCGACAUUAUUUUUACUCUUCAGAUGUCUUGCUGUUGUUGCAAUGGGCUUAAAUGCAUCUAAAUCCUUAUUUUCUCGGUUAAUGAAUUCUCUCUUCUGUGCUCCAAUGUCUUUUUAUGACUCCACACCUCUUGGAAGGAUACUAAGUCGGGUCUCUUCUGAUUUGGGGAUUGUUGAUCUUGAUGUUCCUUUCAGCCUUCUCAUUUCGAUAGAAACUACAAUAAUUGCGUAUGCUAAUCUAGGAGUGCUGGCAGUUAUUACUUGGCAAGUUUUGUUCGUCUGCAUACCAAUGAUUUAUUUGGCCAUACGAUUGCAGAGGUACUAUUUUGCGACAGCGAAAGAGUUGAUGAGAAUGAAUGGCACAACAAAGUCUUUAAUUGCCAACCAUUUAGCUGAAUCAAUAGCUGGAGCCACAACAAUAAGAGCUUUUGAGGAGGAAGAACGGUUCUUUGCCAAGAGUCUUGAUAUAAUUGAUAUGAAUGCAAGUCCAUUCUUCCACAAUUUUACAGCUAGUGAAUGGCUGAUUCAGAGGCUUGAGACCCUCAGUGCCACUGUUCUUGCAGCUGCAGCUUUGUGCAUGGUUUUUCUCCCCACUGGAACUUUUAGCUCUGGUUUUAUUGGAAUGGCCCUAUCAUAUGGUCUUUCGUUAAAUGUGUUUCUGGUUAAUUCAAUCCAAAAUCAAUGCACAUUAGCCAACAAUAUCAUUUGUGUGGAGAGGCUUGAUCAAUACAUGCAUAUUCCCAGUGAAGCUCCAAAAGUCAUUGAAGACUGCCGCCCUCCAGAAAACUGGCCUUCAGUUGGUAAAGUGGAGAUAUGCAAUCUACAGAUAAGAUAUAGACCAGAUACACCACUGGUUCUUAAUGGCAUCAGUUGCACAUUCAAAGGGGGCAACAAAAUCGGUAUUGUGGGUAGGACUGGCAGUGGAAAAACUACUCUAGUAGGGGCUUUAUUUCGGUUGGUGGAACCAGCGGCAGGGAAGAUAAUAGUGGAUGGUAUCAAUAUAUGCUCGAUAGGACUUCAUGAUCUACGGUCACGUUUUGGGAUUAUUCCACAAGAUCCUACUCUCUUUAAUGGAACUGUAAGAUUCAAUUUGGAUCCAUUGUGUCAGCAUAAUGAUGUAAAGCUCUGGGAGGUUCUAGGGAAAUGUCAGCUUAAAGAGGUUGUCCAAGAUAAAGAGCAGGGCCUAGAUUCCGCGGUUAUGGAGGAUGGAUCAAAUUGGAGCAUGGGACAGCGACAACUAUUUUGUCUAGGACGUGCUUUAUUGAGAAGAAGCAGGGUAUUGGUGCUUGAUGAAGCAACUGCAUCAAUAGAUAAUGCAACCGACAUGGUUCUGCAAAGAACCAUACGAUCGGAAUUUGCAGAUUGUACUGUGAUCACAGUAGCCCACAGGAUACCAACCGUGAUGGAUUGCGCAAAAGUCCUUGCCAUUAGUGAUGGAAAAUUGGUUGAAUAUGACAAUCCUAUGGAGCUAAUGAAGAAGGAAGAUUCACUAUUUGGCCAACUUGUGAAGGAAUAUUGGUCUCAUUUCCAAUCUGCAGAACAAACUCAUUGAAUUAUAGCAGCCACGCCUUACUAAAUAUACUUCACUUGUACAUGCUGCAGAAAUGCAGCUCGGUAGAUUACAAGUGGUACCGAUGAAAAUAACAAGCUCGGCUGAUGAAAUUUCGAUGCAUCGGUAUUUUUUUCCCUUUCCCCUGCUUUCUGCGUCAGGUAUAGCUUUAAACAUUUCAGAUAUGCUUUUUUGACUAUCUGGUCAUGCUUAUAUGAGUUAUAUCAGCUUAAAGGAUUUUCCCUCCUGCAUAUUUCGUAUCUGUUUGUGCUAACUGUUAUAUAUUUAAAGUUUGAGAGACUAUUUCUACAAUUUGUAUUAUGUAAUUAUAAUACAAGCAAUUAAGAAUCACUGUCAACUUGUAUAGUUGUAUUUGCACGUUACAAUUGUAUUUGAAUUGCAUUGAAUUUGUAAGAAAAAUUGUUAGAUAGUAUCAGGUUUUUGUGAGAUUAUACACAAGUGUUUCUCGUACAUGUAUUGAGACGUGACUAUACAUGAGUAUAUGACUAAUACUCUAAAAAAAACGAUUUUCGGCAGCUCAUGUAACUAAUUUAACACAUGAAUCAUGCUCCAUUAUUGUACAAUUGUGCUUACUUCUACAUUAAUAAUUCAUCUUAGAGGUGUAACUUUUGUUGAAAACUUAAAAAACUAUGUCAGCCAAUAUCUAGACUAGCAUAUCUAAUUUUGUAUUAUUACUUAAUAUAUAAAAUAAAUGGCUCUUAUUUUCUCAAAAAAAAAAAAAAAAAAAAAUAAAUGGCUCUUAUGACCUCAAUGGCACAUAAUGAAUUAAGAUAGUAGCGUGCAAUGUCAUACAUUAGGUAAUUUAUAUCUAUGGCUUUGGCCUUUGUCUGAAAAAAAAACAUCAAAAUGUGAUGAUAUUUGAUCUAUUUUAAAAUAUAUAUACGAAUAUUUGCAAAUAUUAAUAUCAAGUGACACCCUUAUUGGAAAAAUACACUUUAAUAAUUUCAACUAAGGUUUAUUAUCUAAUAAUCCCAACUAUGUUAAUUUAUAUCUAUGGCUUUGGCCUUUGUCUGAAAAAAAAAAUCAAAAUGUGAUGAUAUUUGAUCUAUUUUAAAAUAUAUAUACGAAUAUUUGCAAAUAUUACUAUCAAGUGACACCCUUAUUGGAAAAAUACACUUUAAUAAUUCCAACUAAGGUUUAUUAUCUAAUAAUCCCAACUAUGUUAUGUGUUUGCCUAGAGUAGUCCCAACCGGUCAACAUCAAGUCAAUGACUUGUUGUAGCAGGUAAUCAAUCCACGUGUCACCACCUGAUUAGUCUAAAAUUAGAAAAAAAAUUAAAAAAAAAAAGGAAAUUCUUUUUUUUUUUUUGAGAGAAAGAAAAAAUAAUGAAAAAAACCAAAAAAAAAACCUGUAGCCACCACCCAUUCCUUUUCCGCCACUGUGAAGCCCAGACUCAGUCCUCCGACCGUCUCCCCUUACCCCUGAAACCCCCCAUUCCCGACCUUUCAGCAUCUCGCUUCCUCCAUUGUCUGAUGCGCCGGAAAACCCUAUAAUAACCAUCCCGAAAUCCCUGCCUCGACCCCGAAAAACCCUUAGCCACGCCGAAAAACUAUCUAUCUACACCGAAAACCCAACCCCGACCCCAAUAUAGCCACCUCCUUUCUCGUUGGUUUCACGGGGAUAGGGGUGGCUGGGAAAUCGUUUUUGUUUUUCUUGCUUUUUUUAAAAAAAAAAAAAUAUUGCACUAAUCAAGUAUUGACACGUGGCUUUUAAAAAUAAAAAUAAAAAAUUUACACCUUCAGCAGGUUACAGGUCAUUAGGACUACUCCAGGCAAACACAUAGCAUAGUUGGGGUUAUUAAAUAAUAAACCCUAGUUGAGAUUAUUAAAAGUAAAUUACAGAUAGUUGGGAUUAUUAAAGUGUAUU